UUCUGAAUUAUACACUUCGAGUUAGGAAAUUUUUUUUAUUCUUUUUGGGUUUAAUGCGUAUAACGAAAUUUGCAGCUAUCGAUAUAAAACCCGCUUUCCAGUGCUGUACAACCAAAACUGUUCCCGACCAAAAUAAUAACAAAAAACGCGGAAUUCUCUUGCUUAAAUUUACACAAAACACCGAGUAGCUUAAAAUAUUAAAAAGUAUAGUAACAUAUACUCAUUAUGGAAGGUAGUGGCGUUGGUAAGCUGACGGAAGAAUCUCUAAAACGUAAGGAGCGUCUUUUAAAACUCCGGGAACAAGCGCAGAAUAAAGGAGGAGACCCUUCCGAAUCCAUCGAAAAAUUACCAAAGCCAGUGUUCCGCAGCUAUAAGCCCCAAAAUGAAAACACUGUUGGCGAAGUUCUUGCCCAGGAACCCACGGGAAACAUUGAAUCCGCUGUGGGCGAUCAAAUAAAUCUGCUUCAGCAGCCCAUGGUAAUCGACGAGAUUGACAUCAGCAAUCUGGCACCUCGUAAGCCCGAUUGGGACCUUAAGCGGGAUGCCAGCAAGAAGUUGGAGCGAUUAGAACGACGUACCCAAAAGGCCAUUGCAGAGCUCAUCCGAGAACGACUGAAACUGAACCAAAUCGAGGACAUCAGUCAGGCGGUAAAUGUGGCCACAGCCCAUGCAGGUGAAAGCGUACAGGAGGAUUAUGACUAGAGCCAGACAAUAAAACUAACUUUAAUAUAUUGAACAAAACGAGAAAUGCACUAACACUAAGCUAAGUUAAUGGCGAUUUUCCUUGCCAGUGGGUAUGGAUAAUCGAUCUUUGAGGAUUAGGAUCUCUGGAAUUAAAAAGUAUAAGUGGGAAA
Messenger RNA from Drosophila ficusphila, 854 nucleotides. RefSeq names its product coiled-coil domain-containing protein 12. Lineage: Eukaryota; Metazoa; Arthropoda; Insecta; Diptera; Drosophilidae. Bases 226 to 702 code for a protein of 158 amino acids. The transcript is spliced from 2 exons. Gene Ontology annotation, cellular component: U2-type spliceosomal complex; post-mRNA release spliceosomal complex. The record is from RefSeq and is a predicted model, not a curated record.